Messenger RNA from Colletotrichum godetiae, 468 nucleotides. Its product is annotated as clathrin adaptor complex small chain. Gene Ontology annotation, molecular function: clathrin-cargo adaptor activity. The transcript is spliced from 5 exons. Gene Ontology annotation, biological process: protein transport; vesicle-mediated transport. The record is from RefSeq and is a predicted model, not a curated record. The coding region runs from base 1 to 468 and encodes 155 amino acids. Gene Ontology annotation, cellular component: AP-1 adaptor complex; intracellular membrane-bounded organelle. NCBI's taxonomy places the organism in Eukaryota, Fungi, Ascomycota, Sordariomycetes, Glomerellales, Glomerellaceae.
AUGGCUAUCCAAUACCUCAUCCUCCUUUCACGCCAGGGUAAAGUGCGCCUUGCAAAAUGGUUCACCACCCUGUCGCCCAAAGAAAAGGCCAAGAUCGUCAAGGACGUUUCCCAGCUGGUCCUCGCCCGUAGAACACGCAUGUGCAACUUCCUCGAAUACAAGGAUUCCAAGAUCGUUUACCGCAGAUAUGCGUCGCUAUUCUUUAUCGCAGGAGCGGCUUCAGAGGACAACGAACUGAUUACACUCGAGAUCAUCCACCGCUACGUCGAGCAGAUGGACAAGUACUACGGCAACGUCUGCGAGCUAGAUAUCAUCUUCUCUUUCACGAAAGCCUACUACAUAUUGGACGAGCUAUUAUUAGCGGGAGAACUGCAAGAAAGCAGUAAAAAGAACGUGCUGCGGUGUAUAUCUCAGCAGGAUUCGCUCGAGGACAUGGAGGUCGAGGACGAGGUUACAAAGAUCAUGUAA